Molecule: messenger RNA, 2705 nt
Organism: Pseudo-nitzschia multistriata
Lineage: Eukaryota; Bacillariophyta; Bacillariophyceae; Bacillariales; Bacillariaceae
Source: the annotation of a GenBank genome assembly
AUGUACGGUACUCGUACAGGAGAUACAUACCGGUACGUACUAGCACUUCAAGUACUGAAAUAUUUUAAAUUUGAAAGAAACAUCAUGGUACUAUUUACAGUAUCGAACAAAAGCGAAGUACAGUAUCGUACCGUACAAAAAUCAAAAAUUGUUGCUUGGAACAACGACGGGACCCAUCUACAGCCACAGGCACCACAGUGUGAACAACUAGAAAGGGCUCAAUGAGGCUGCCACGAAAAAGACUACCAUCGCUUACUUCUGGGAGCAGGACGCAGUCCUGGCUUCCCGUGCUUGCCAUUGGCCUUCUUGUGGUUAAGAACGUCUUCUACUCUUCUAUCCCCGGGUUCAGGUGGGAUGACGUCGCGAUUUUAGCCAAAGUCAACACCGCCUUUUACAACGAUGAAACAGAAACAACUACAACAGCGCCAACAACAGCGCCAACAACAGCGGCAACCAAACGACCGCUGCAAGCCGAGCCACUGGGAGAGCACCCCUUCGUGGGUGCGAUCGACCCAACGGGCGAGUAUUUCGGAUACGUCCACGAUCCCACCGUGCUCCGAAGCAAAAGUAACAGCAAGAACGACAACGACAACGACCAACACAAACACGAAAACAACCCCUGGGAGUUUUCCAUUCGAGACGAAACCGAGCGGGAGGGCCUCUGCGCGCCCGUCGGCUACGGACCCGAACGGUGGAACUCGACCGUUUGGAACGAACGGAACGUCGGUUUUGAUUCGAGCAAUGCGGUCUUCGGGGAAAUCAUAAAGGUGGCAAGCCCGCCCCUUGCUACGGGGGGCAGCGACAACAACARCRACAGCGACAGAGACAUCAAGCUCUUCUGCGCCAUUUACACCCAUCCCGGAAACGACGAACAAGCCAACGCCAUUCGGCAGACGUGGGGGAGGCGCUGCGACGGAUUCAUGGCGGCGUCCACGGUCAGUGACCCUUGGAGCGCCACCGUCAACAUCCCCCACAAGGUCCACAAGAAAAACAAAAAAUUUAGCCAGCAAGGAUCCUACGGGGGGAUAUGGCAGCGCGUCCGGUCGAUGCUGGCGUACCUCUAUGACAACUUUCUGGAGGACUACGAUUUCUAUUACCUGUGCGGAGACGAUACCUACCUGAUCGUGGAAAACCUAAAGGCCUUUCUCAAAACCCCGGCCUUUGUCGAACACGCCGGUGGCACCGGGUACCCCCUGCCGGUCUACACCGGGGUGUGGAUCCAUCCGAACUGGGCGCCGAGCGUCCGGAAAAAGAAGGACAAGGAAGAUCCCUCCUUUUACUACAUGGGGGGAGGAGCCGGCUACGUCCUCAACCGCAAGGCAGUGGAGCUGCUGGUCACCCUGGCCUGGCCGAAGUGCCACGACAACACCUUUGCUGGCGAGGAGGACGUCCUUAUGGCGUUCUGCCUGCGGCAGUACCUCAACGUGACGGGGUACGAUUCCCGCGACGAAGAGGAACGGGAGCGCUUUUUCUGGUGGGACCUCGUGACCGAGGCGGAGGUCCGGGAACAGAGCAUCAACGAGGAGAGAAAGGUCCUGCACCUCGCUGGGCAGUUUGUCCGGAAGCAAACCCGCUGGAACGCAAAGCACCACGGCUGGACCCCCAGGUACGGUCCGCACGAUCGGAUCUCACCCACCGCCGUGGCCUUUCACAAGGUCAAACCGGCGGAAAAGAUGAAGCGGUACGAGCGGCUGUUCUACCGGACGGAGGCCCGGAACCCUGCACUGCACCAGAAGGACUGCGGCUUGGGUCUGGGGUGAACGGAGCGAGGCGAAGCGAAGUGGACCAAACCAAACGAAACGAAACGAAAACCGGUGGGAUUUCGAUAACGCGGUUUCAGAGCAAACGGUAAAACGGCGGUGUUUGCAGAGGAGUUCAAGGAGACUACCAUGAUUCUCGAUGGCGCAAAUCGAAUUCUGAUUCUGUUGUUGUUUGUAAUUGCCUGUAAGAUUGCGCAGAUCACAUCGUGGUUCGAUGGUUCGAUCGAGCGCAAGCAAGAACAGAAUCGAGCUUCUCGUUGGAUCCGAACCGCGGCUGGGUUUCUCGCACGAUCGGGAACGGGUGGCAAAGAGGGCAAAUGGCACGCACGGUAUGUAUCGUACGCAGGCGAGCGAACCUCCUGUCCACGGGAAACGAAAGGAUGCGAUGCAUCCCCGCCAAACAAACAUCGAAAUCGCCACCGGUGGCACCGUUCGGAUCCAUCCAAUCCCCGACGGCUAGGACGGACAACAACGAGAUUGCCCGGGGGUUUUCGAAACCCCGUCGAUUCACCAAGAGCGAAUAAUAUGCCGUUGCUACUGUUGCAUGUGGCUUCACGGAAAAGUACGAUAGGCUUUGUUUAAAUUAUCGCAAGAUUAUUUGCAACUCUAGUAGUUUGUUUCGUAAGAGAACGUUCGUUGAGUGAAGGGAAAGAAUCGUGAAUGCACAAAAAGUCGAGCUUUUUCUCGGCGUUAGAACGAAGUGCUCAAGCAUUGGUCUUCGUGCUACGAUUGUUGCAUGCAAUUCCUGCCUUUCGUCGUCGCGUGAUUCGGCUCUUGUUCUGUUUUGACUGGUCGGCCAUCGACACAUCUCUCCGAUGCCUCGGCCGCAAGAUAUUCUGUGCUUUGCUUUGUCGUCUCGGCAAUAGAAAUUCGGUUAUAUACAAGAAAGGGAAAAGAAGAACGACUGCAGUGGUGAAAGCACACCAAGUCAAAUCAAAUCAAAUC